Messenger RNA from Lates calcarifer (barramundi perch), 2994 nucleotides. It is a transcript of the gene caly, whose product is annotated as calcyon neuron-specific vesicular protein. Bases 434 to 1051 code for a protein of 205 amino acids. Gene Ontology annotation, cellular component: membrane; endosome. The transcript is spliced from 5 exons. Gene Ontology annotation, molecular function: clathrin light chain binding. NCBI's taxonomy places the organism in Eukaryota, Metazoa, Chordata, Actinopteri, Centropomidae. The record is from RefSeq and is a predicted model, not a curated record. Gene Ontology annotation, biological process: endosomal transport; clathrin coat assembly; G protein-coupled dopamine receptor signaling pathway.
UUCCGCGAAUAACCCUUCAGUACUUUGCAGCUGUUAAAAAAACUAUCCGGUUUAUAAUGUGUUUCCAUUCAAACACAAACCUGAACCGUGACGGCCCUGUCUAUCCUGUACCACACUGAUGACAAACACUCAGAUAAACACCGAUAUGAUUAUUUAUCCACGGACGAAACGCAAUUUCCUGGUCAGCCACAAUCCCCCGCGCUGGCCGCGUUGAGAUGCGCAUUCACACUGAGUUGCCAGUUUCUCCCCGGAGGACGGAGCCGCUCCAGGCUGAAUUACAUGCGCAGUCCUGCCGUGAAUCACACAUCACCACGGCAACCGGCGCUCACACCGAGUCCCCGUCAGCAUCAGUGAGGUCCGAUCCCAUCCACAGGCGACCGGAGAGCACAGAAAACCACAAUCGGUCCAGGCAUUUUCAGGCAGCAGAGCAGCCAUGGUGAAGCUGGGCAGCAAUCUGUCUGAGAAACUGGAGAAGCAGCCAUCUGUGGACGACGGCUUUGAUAACAUCCCUCUCAUCACGCCCUUGGAGGUUAACCAGCUCCAGAAGCCAUUCGCAGACAAGAUCAUUGUGAAGACAUCGACACAGUACCAGCUGCAGCAGAAGAAGAGUAAGCUUUAUGUGCCAAACAUCAAGAAACUGAAUAUCAACUUCUACAGUGAUGUUUCAGAGAAAGCCAAGAUCACAGGUCUGAUCCUCAUCACUUUGGCCUUCUUGACCAGCCUGCUGCUCUUGCUCAUGUAUAAAGCCAUGUGGUACGACCAACUUACCUGCCCAGAGGGUUUUAUCCUUAAGCAGAAGCACUGCACCCCAGCAGCUCUGGAGAUGUACUACACAGAGCAGCAGCAGCAGGAACAGCAGCAGCAGGAGCCAAGCGUACACGGCAGCACCAACACCGGGCUGUACGCUGCUCUCAGCCACCUCAACCAGAUCAAGAGGACUGGACCUGAGCUGCCAUCGCCAUGGUUACCAGUCAUCAGCGCUCUGAAGGAGGCUGAAGUGGCCAAACAGGGCAGCGAGCCCCUGAAAGGAAUGCUGGAGGGAGAGGAGUGAAGGGUCUGAUGGAAAUGCAGGUGUUAGAGGAGGAAAUGAUGAUGGCCAGUGCCAUUCAUAAAUGUUUGUUUGUGUUCGUGUGUGUGUGGAAGAAUGUGGGUGUGUGUUCAGGAUUUUUUUUCUUUUCCCAGACAGUCCACUGACUAUACUGGUGCUCCUAAACCUUAACAGUGUCUGAAUAUCUGCCAAAAUUGUGAAUCAGCAACGUAAACCACAAGUUUACUCAGCUUCAAUCCAGUUAUAUUCUGUUAAUAUUUAAUAUAAGCUAAUACCCAACUCUAGCUGUGUGUGUGUGUGUGUGUGUGUGUGUGUGUGUGUGUGUGUGUGUGUGCGUGUGUGUGUGUGGUGAGUUGUUGCGGUUAGAGGCAGGAAUGUUAUUGAAGUGUUGGAGAAUGUGCCUGACUUUUACAGUGUUACUGAGUCACAAGUAAAUUCUGCCAUCUGCAUUCUGUGUACAUGUGUGUGUGUGUGUAUUUACACUCAUGUAAAUACAUUGUAAAUGCAUAUUCACAUUCAUGCGCAGUGUGUGUGUGCAUGUACUGUACGAUUUGUGCACUUGUCUGAGAAAGUUGGAGGUGAGACAGGAGAAGCGAGGCGAGAGCUCGGAGCGAGAGGUGAAGAUAACAAGUUUUUAAUGAGAUCACUGCAAGUUUCUCCUCAUCACUCCAUCCUGUUAUCUCACCGUCUAUUCAUUUUAGUCUCAGAGGGGAGCGUAUGAAAUCAGCGGUGAAUGUGCUCACACUCCGGCCAUUAAGACAAAGAACUAUAAUUGUCCAUUUGCUGAAAUGAGUUGACUCUACAUCUUAUUAUCUCAAGACUGCAAAAUUACAAUUCUGUAAAAUUAAAGUCAGCUGAAAGUGUGUGUUGCUCUUACACACCAAGUGACUUGAGUUACACGAUCCACAAGCAUUCUGUCCGUUUUAAAACGGGCUUGCGCGGUGGCUUUGGAAAAUAUCAAUAUAUCAAAAAUCUCUAAAAAGGUCUUUGCUUUUGGGUUAUUGAGCAUGGAAUUAAUCACCAAAAAGUAAAUUUAAUCAAUGUUAAAUGAAAUCUAUAACACAAUAAAGUGUGCAACAAGUAAAAGGACCUGAGUAUUUCCCAAAGCCACUGAACAGGAAUCUUGUUAUUUGAUAUUAUGUGUGUGCUACUUAGUGUAAUUAUGGAUGAAACUUGAGAACUUAAUGUGUUUUACAAAAAUUCCACAUUUCAGUAAUGCUGUAUGCUCAUAUGUGUAAGGUGAUUGUAAAACUAGCCAAUUAUACUUAAUUCACAUUUUGUUGCUGAUUUUGUUUUUGGUUUAUGUUGCUGUAAGUAUUCUGUAAUUCCCAUGUACACAGUAAUAACCACAGGGUUAAAUCAUCAUGAUCCUUAUAUGAAUGUAUGAAGUAGCUGCUUUAAUCGUGCAAGAGAUACAGUAUAAUUAGUGCUUAUAACGUACUACCUAAACAAGUCUAUAGCCUUUACAUUUUUCUAUUUAUUUCAUUAACAGUCAAUUUAUGUGUAUACUAUUUGGUGUCUUUUGAAUGGAAAACUUGUGUUUCAAAUCUUGUAAGCUAUGUAAGUAUGAAGUAUUCUUUUUAAGCCUGUCAUACAAUCAAUUUAGAGGGAGGGAAACAAUAAUGUGAAGUUUAUCUUUCAAAAAUACACAGAUUUUUUUUUUUAAACAACCAGAAAUAAUCCACAACUACCUGUCAGGUAUUAUAGUUUGUAUUAAUUUACUCAUCUUGGCUGAGAGACCUUUUCUCCUUUCUCUUGCCAUUUUUUCAAAUGGCAGAUAUCUUAUUUUGAAACAGAACUCCUCAUGUGAGUAGGACGAAUGUGAGAUCACAGCACAGAUUGUCCCCUGGGUUCGAGUGCCAAACAUUUACAUCAGACCCAUCUGCUCUGAUGUCACUGACUGGACAGAAAUAAAUGACUGAAGUGUUGAGUUGUCCCACUCACAA